AUGUCGCAUACAGCCGCAGCAUCGAAGGCGCUGCAAAGUGUCCUGGGCAGGGCGGCCUCUCGACAAUGCCAGCGGUGCUUCUCUAGCAGCGCCCUGCAGCCUAAGCAGCUCCGGCCGACGCUUCCUCGAGCUUCCAUCCAGACGAGACAGCCGAUUACGCAGCGACGGACAAAGUACAAGACGGUGGAGCAGGCCAAGAGCCGGCAUAGUACUGGGCCCUUCUCGUGGAAGGCCGGCAUCCUCUUCGUCGCGACCUGCGGACUGCUGGUGUGGUAUUUCGAGCAUGAAAAGGAGCGCAUGCAGAGGAAGCGGAUAGCCGAUGCUGCCAAGGGUGUCGGACGGCCCAAGGUCGGCGGCGAGUUUGCGCUGGUCGACCAGAACGGCAAGCCGUUUACGAGCGACAUGAUGAAGGGCAAAUACUCCUUGGUCUACUUUGGCUUCACGCGCUGUCCCGACAUCUGCCCCGAAGAGCUCGACAAGAUGGCCCGGAUGCUCGACGUGGUCGAGGCCAAGGCCCCCGGGUCCCUGCUGCCCAUCUUCGUUACGUGCGACCCGGCGCGCGACGACCCCAAGGCGCUCAAGGAAUACCUUGCCGAGUUCCACCCGGCGUUCAUCGGCCUGACGGGCACGUACGACCAGAUCAAGGACCUCUGCAAGAAGUACCGUGUCUACUUUAGCACGCCGCAGAACGUCAAGCCCGGGCAGGACUACCUGGUGGACCACAGCAUCUACUUUUACCUCAUGGACCCGGAUGGCGACUUUGUGGAGGCCCUGGGACGGCAGCACUCGCCUGACCAGGCGGCGCAGUUGAUACUCGACCACAUGAAGGACUGGAAAGGCCCAAAGAACUGA
Messenger RNA from Purpureocillium lilacinum, 852 nucleotides. Its product is annotated as Cu-binding protein. Gene Ontology annotation, molecular function: copper ion binding; copper chaperone activity. Gene Ontology annotation, biological process: mitochondrial respiratory chain complex IV assembly; intracellular copper ion homeostasis. The record is from RefSeq and is a predicted model, not a curated record. Gene Ontology annotation, cellular component: mitochondrial inner membrane. NCBI's taxonomy places the organism in Eukaryota, Fungi, Ascomycota, Sordariomycetes, Hypocreales, Ophiocordycipitaceae.